Symbiodinium necroappetens is the source of this 1311-nucleotide messenger RNA. NCBI's taxonomy places the organism in Eukaryota, Dinophyceae, Suessiales, Symbiodiniaceae. The record is from the annotation of a GenBank genome assembly.
AUGACGCGGUGGCGGUCUGGCCCCGUCUUUCUGGAGCCAGCACUUGCAGGCUUCGAUUAUGCCAUGACCUUGGACACGGACUCCUACUUUCCGGGCCCUUUGGGCGAGGAUCCCUUUGAAGUGCUGCACGCGCAGGGCUUGGCGGCAAUGUUCCCCCACUUGGGCAGGGAGUCGGCCAGCGUGGUGGUGAACUUCAUGCACUACUUCCUGCUUUACUGCAGACUCCAGAAGCUGGAUCCUCGCCGCACGAGGAUGCUCGCGGCUUUGAUCGAGAAGAACUACAAGUGGUACCAGCAGUGUUUGAUGCUGGAUAUCGAGAUCCUUCGGUUGGAUUGGUUCCGUGGGCCGGUGUACCAGGACUUCUUCCGGUACAUGGACUCUGUAGGUGGCUUUUGGAUCCACCGCUGGGGCAACAAUCCGGUUCGGACCUUCGCCGUAACGCUCCUCCUGGAGGAUAAGGAUGUCCGCACGGCGUUCCUCCCCUAUGCCCAUCAGGAUUUUUGUUCCUGCGGGGCGGGUCGCGCCUGCCAGUGGAUUUCCGAGAAGGAGGAGUACACUUGCGACGAGAAGUCGGAGCCUGCGGCUAUUGCAAUGGAGGAGCUCGCAGAAGGAUUGCUUGACUUGCAGCCUGGAACGGAAGAUGGCCGACCUGUCAGUUCUGGCGUUUACGCUGGUGGUUGGAGCGAUCCACAGGGCGCUGUGGGCAGCGACUUCAAGAUUGAUGCUUCCUACAUCUCGCCGAAUGUCAGCAUUGCCAAUAGCAUCGAGCAUGCGACCAGGAAAUAUGGCGUCAGGAUAUUGAUCUCCCAAACAGUGGCCCAGUGCUGCACGAAGGAGAUGGCCAGUAAGAUGCGCUUGAUCGACAAGGUCACAAUCAAAGGCUCGCUUGUGCCUUUGGAGCUGUACUGCCUGGACUUGGACUUCAAGCGACUUCAGGUGGAGGAUCGGCCGGAGUUGCCGAUCACGUGGAACUCGCGCUAUCGCUUCAAGUCGAGGCACGCCAUGGAGAUGCGGAAGAACCAUCUCUGGGCUGACGAGUUCUCCAAGGCACAUAUCUUGAAGAAGGACCCUCAUUUCCAGGAAAUGCGCACUCCCUACACGGACCCAUUCCUGCAAAAGUUCAACAUGGGGUACCAGAACUAUGCUCAAGGCGAGUGGCAGGUUGCCAGAAAUCUCUUGAUUCAGACGCACACCAUGCUCCGUGACAAGGAUGGGCCGAGCGAAGCCCUCUUGCGCUUCAUGGAGAAGCCCCACCAGUUCAAGGCUCCAGAAGCUUGGCGAGGUGUCCAUGCGCUGGAAGAUCCUUGGUGA